Molecule: messenger RNA, 1055 nt
Organism: Halichondria panicea
Lineage: Eukaryota; Metazoa; Porifera; Demospongiae; Suberitida; Halichondriidae
Product: inositol monophosphatase 1-like
Exons: 7
Coding region: 81-932 (283 amino acids)
Biological process (GO): phosphatidylinositol phosphate biosynthetic process; inositol metabolic process; signal transduction
Molecular function (GO): inositol monophosphate 1-phosphatase activity
Source: RefSeq, a predicted model, not a curated record
AAGAAUGUGCAAAUUCAGCACUCUAUAUACCUUUAGCUAGCUAGCUUGAUGACCCUCCACUAAUAAUCUAUUAACUUGCCAUGACAGAGGAGCAAAGUGAAGUAACGCUCGAGGAGUACCUGCAUACUGCUCUCAAGAUAGCAAGACAAGCCGGCAAUGUAGCCAAGGAGGCGUCUCUGCUUGACAAGCAGGUGGAGACAAAGACCUCCACUGCCGAUCUAGUCACAGAGACAGACAAGAGAGUGGAGGAGCUGGUCAUAUCACAGCUUAGGCAUCACUACCCCACACACAGGUUUAUCGGUGAAGAGUGUGCAGCUGAUGGUGGGAAAUAUCCAGAGUUAACGGACCACCCCACAUGGAUCAUUGAUCCCAUUGACGGAACCACUAACUUUGUACACGGGUAUCCAUUUUCAGCCGUGUCUAUUGGACUCGCUAUAGACAAGACUCCGGUGGUGGGUGUGGUCUACAAUUUUGUGAUGGAUCAGAUGUUUGCGGCCAGGAAAGGGGGAGGGGCCACAAUGAACGGUACACCAAUACACGUCUCUAAAUGCACAGAGCCGACUAAAGCAAUGAUUUUAGUUGACACCGGCAGUACGAAGAAAGAACGUCUCUUGCAGUCAAAAUUUGACGUCACCUAUAAACUUGCUAAAGAGCCCAAUCCAGUAGAAAGCUUUCGUUGCAUAGGGUCAGCAGCAGUGGCCAUGUGCUCAGUGGCGUGUGGCAUUGCUGAUGGCUACUAUGAGAACGACCUCCACUGUUGGGAUAUUGCAGGUGGUGAUAUCAUCGUGAGGGAGGCGGGCGGAGUCACCAUGUUCCCUACAGGUGAUCCACUGGACGUGAUGAGGAGGGGGGUGCUCUGUGCAGGGACACAAGAACUGGCCGCUAAACUAGUAGCAUUUACUAAACAAUUAGAAUUUCCUAACACUAUUUAGAUCAUGUUUGUCAUAAAUACUGCAAUCUGAUUGGUUAGAGGAAAUGUUCUAUCCCAUUUAGAAAAUCAUGUACUUCAAUAGAAAAUCAUGUAGCAAAGAUUAGAUAAGAACAUUCAAAUCUGA